UUUUUAGUGUGACACCCAGGAGUUCCACUGCAGUCAGUGUGAGUAAUGGAGGGCAGAGCGAGCAGGGGCCGCGGUGGGUCGUGGAGAAGAGGCGGCAGUGCUGCCGUUAAUGACACCGGCAGUCCCGGAGACCGGAGAGGUCGCGGGAGAGGCGGCCAUCACCGCGGAAGAGGGAAAAGGGACCAUUACCGAGGAAGAGGCCGCGGUUUUCCCAGCGAUGGCGCUGCAGACUUUAUUCACCGGGCUCACGAUGAACAGGAUGACAAAGAGAACCCUGAAGACGAGAUGCCGGCAACCUAUUCUAGGAGGAAGCUGGAGUCCAACUGGGCUCGUUAUGAGGAAUCGGAGAAAAAUGAGGCGAACGAUGACGUUCCAGUGCAGAGAGGGACAGAUUAUCAUGUCCUCCUCACUUCUGCAGGUGACUCCUUCACUCAGUUCAGGUUUUCUGAGGAGAAAGACUGGGAGGUGGAUUCACUCGGAAUUAAUCAGGUGCCUGCUCUAUUUGUGGACCUGGAAGUUUUAGCUCGUUCUCUUCAGGAGCUGCCACUGCACCAGAGGCUUGACCUGGAUCCUAGUCUUGUUCAGGAGUCCACUCCGGUCGAGCUCCCCUCAGUAGGGGUAUUGAACAAAGUGAAUCCAGUGCUCAGUGGAUUUAAGCCUCCUGCUCCAGCGCACUCCGGUAAAGAGCCGGGAUCACAUGGACCGCGACCUGUGAAGCCUGUUCCAGGCACUGGUGUGUGCUCCCAGACCUUCACUGCAGCGAUCAGCCCUGUAGACAAUGCCGACGAGGAACUGGAUGAUAUUCUUGGACUACAGAAACCUAUCACAGGCCUUUCUUUAGCUGACUCAAACACUUCGAAUACUGUCGAGGAUGUGUCUGCUACCUCAGAGAAAGUGGGAAAGGAGAUGGAAGAACAGGCAGUUGAGGUGGACCAAGCAGAAACGGAAGAGGCGACUAAUGGGAACCAGCAGAAGCCUGAAGAGUUGCAGAAGAAAUCCGAGCCAGUAAAGCAGGAGAUGACUGAGGAAGAUCUUGAAGACUGGCUCGACAGUAUGAUCUCUUAAACAACUGCGCACAACUCUGAGUGUGUUGGACACGAACAGUGAGACUGCACUGCGACGUGCAUGUUGGUCAAGUCCUCCUGAUGACGCCUCAUCUCUGAGCUUCCGCGUCAAAAUCUAUGAACAAAUGAAUAACCUGCUUCUAAUGUUUACUGAUGCCUUAAGGCCUUCCGUAAGAGGCCAUUACGAUUUGUAUCGUGAGCCGUGUAUGCAGUAAAUAACAGGCAGGGUUUAUUGCAUUGAUCACUUUAUUGUGUUUUUGUCCACUUCUCCCAAUUCAAAGCUUCUACAUACAUACAAAUGGCCAAACAGUAUUGGUUUACAAUUUUGUCUUGUUUCUGUUUAAUAGUGCGUUACCCUAAUGUUCUCAGCUUCGGGUUCUUGUAUUGAUUUCCUUUAACGCCAGCGGAGAUGGUAAGCUUGGGCUAUUAAAAAGGAUUCAACCAAAACAUAACAGCAGUUGUGCAUUUUCUUCAGAACAUCUUUAACUAAAGCCACAAAACUAAUCUAGGUAAGUUGACCUAAAAUGCAGACUUGCUACACAUAUGAGGAGGGACAAAAUGUUUUGCAUAGUCUUUUUCGUAAGGCACUUUAACUAUUGAACUAAUCUAACGGACUCGUGGAUCUAUGUUCUGCCUUUGACAUUCUGCAUGCCUUCUGUUUUUUUUUUUUUUUUUAAUCUGUAACGUUACAUUCUAUAUCAUAAGUGUUCAUUCUUGAGUUGAAUAACAAGAAAAGGAUGUUGUGCAUAUUUGUUCAUUCACUCAGCAUGUCUAAGGAAUACUUCACUCAAAAAUAUUUCCGCUAUUAACGUUCAGUAGCUGGUAGAUUCCUGUUAGCAUUAUGUGAAAUACAAUUGGCUAACUGGUCCUGACUAACAUCAUUGACUGAUGGCUGUAUUUGAUAUGUUGUGGUUUUGGAUGAUAUAUAUGUGUGUGUGUGCUCUCAACUCACUGUGCAGUGUGUGUUAAAUACCAGCAGAUAAAAGGCAAUAAAAUGUCAAAACGACCAAUGAGGUCUUUUAAAAGAUUAAACGUCAUGUUUUGGCAGGUUGGAAUCUGGCUAUUUCACAUUUGCGGUUCGAUGUCUUUGUCCU
Neoarius graeffei (lesser salmon catfish) is the source of this 2158-nucleotide messenger RNA. It is a transcript of the gene aven, whose product is annotated as apoptosis, caspase activation inhibitor. Lineage: Eukaryota; Metazoa; Chordata; Actinopteri; Siluriformes; Ariidae. The transcript has 6 exons. The record is from RefSeq and is a predicted model, not a curated record. The coding region runs from base 46 to 1065 and encodes 339 amino acids. Gene Ontology annotation, biological process: negative regulation of G2/M transition of mitotic cell cycle.